Erythranthe guttata (spotted monkey flower) is the source of this 1410-nucleotide messenger RNA. NCBI's taxonomy places the organism in Eukaryota, Viridiplantae, Streptophyta, Magnoliopsida, Lamiales, Phrymaceae. The record is from RefSeq and is a predicted model, not a curated record.
CAGUUGUCAUUUUGUUUUUUGCUAGAAAUAUUAUGAGCGAAAAGACCUUUAGAAUUGUUAUGUAUCCAUGGUUAGCCAUUGGCCAUCUCACCUCGUUCCUCCACAUCUCCAAUAAACUUGCAGAGAGAGGCCAUAGAAUCUUCCUCAUCCUCCCAUUAAACACCCAAUCAAAGCUGCAACAAUUCAAUCUUCACCCAAAUCUCAUAACCUUCAACCCUAUAACAGUCCCACAAGUCGAAAACCUCCCUAACGGAACAGAAACUACAUCAGAUGUUCCUUUUCCUCUGUACAAAAACCUACGCCACGCAAUGGAUCUCACAAAACCAGCCAUUACACAUCUUCUUCAAGAACUCGAACCAGAUUUUGUGUUGUUCGAUUUUGCCCACUGGCUGCCUGCAGUGGCCCGAAGCUUAGGCAUUAAAUCCAUUUAUUACUGCACCAUAAGCCCUGCAGCUGUGGGGUACCUCGUCCGCGAGGAAUCUUCUGCAGAUGCUUUCGUGGAACCGCCACCUGGAUUUCCGUCACGGGGAAUAUUCAAGCUUUACAGACACGAAGCGCGUGCUAUCGAAAGGAUUAACAAUGAAAUGGAAUUCGAGAAUAGCAUUAACUUCGUGCAGCGCAUGCUUAUUGCUGCUGGUGAGUGUGAUGCAAUAGGAUUCAAAUCUUGCAGAGAAAUGGAAGGUACGUACUGUGAAUUUCUCGAAAAGAAAUUCAAGAAACCGAUUAUUCUUGCGGGCCCGGUUUUACAUAAGGCCCCGAUUUCGACUCUAGACGAGAAGUGGGCUAGUUGGCUGAGUCGAUUCGAAGCGAGAUCCGUUAUUUACUGUGCAUUCGGUAGUGAAGCUAGGCUAGAAAAGGGUCAAUUUCAAGAAUUACUGUUGGGUUUAGAGCUGACAGGCCUUCCAUUUUUUGCCGCCUUAAAACCGCCGAGAGGGGUGGAGACGGUGGAGGAGGCUUUGCCACGUGGGUUCGCAGAUAGAACUCUGGGGAGAGGGGUGGUGCAUGGGGGUUGGGUGCAACAGCAGUUGAUGUUAUCGCACCCUUCUGUGGGGUGCUUUGUGACACACUGUGGGUCGGGUUCAUUGUCGGAGGCUAUGGUGAAUGAGUGCCGGUUGGUGCUAAUCCCACAUGCGGGUGACCAAAUCAUCAAUGCGAGGUUGAUGGCGGGAGAUUUGAAAGUUGGGGUGGAGGUCGAGAGAGGAGAUGAAGAUGGGUUGUUUAGUAAAGAAGGUGUGAUGAAAGCAGUGAAGUUGGUGAUGGAAGGUGACUGUGAGGUUGGAAAAGAAAUUGGAGAAAACCAUGCAAAAUGGAGGGAUUUCUUGUUGGGAGAAGGGCUUGAGGAUUCUUACAUUGAUGGUUUUAUUGAUAAUCUACUUGGCCUCUUGUAAUAAUAAUAUUUCAUUUUCAAUU